AAUUGUUCGUCAUUGUAGGAACAGCCAUUGGAAACGAUAAUUCGGAACAAACAGGAGAAAAUAUCCAGAAUUAUAUGCUCUGGAAAACCCUAACUGAAGUUUUGAUUACAUUAAAGUGCCAUCGUGGCUUAAGUUAAGAUAUUGAAGUAUUGAUUAAACAAAAAAAUUGACAAUUUAUGGGCCAGAGUACCAUAAUUUUAUGCCAUAUUCUUAGGGUAUCUCGGGUGAAAAUUUUCAUUUUUAUGGACAUCGGGCGAUAUCAACGCAUUCCUGAGAUGUAAUCAGUGAAGUUCAUGACAAAACUAUCAUUGGAAAGGACUAAAUAGACAUCAUGAGUGGGCGACCAAGGACUACAUCUUUCGCAGAAGGUGGCAAAGCGGGUUCACAGCCAUCCUUCGGCGGAAUGAAGACAAUAAGUUCAAGUAGUAAAGGGAGGGGUAAAGAUGGUAAUAAAGUAAUCACAGUCCUUGCGACGCGGCCCAGCGAGGGAACCGAGACGACGCGGGAAGUAUCGUACACGGAUGCCAAAGUAAUAGGCAAUGGUUCAUUUGGUGUGGUAUAUCAAGCCAAACUCUGUGAUUGUGGGGACCUGGUCGCCAUCAAGAAAGUCUUACAGGACAAGCGGUUUAAGAAUCGAGAAUUACAGAUCAUGAAAAAUUUAGAACACCAAAAUAUAGUCAAACUUCGUUAUUUCUUCUAUUCAACUGGAGAGAAGAAAGAUGAAGUGUUUCUAAAUCUAGUUUUGGAGUACGUGCCAGAGACCGUCUACAAGGUUGCCCGACAUUAUAGCAAGUCAAAACAGACGAUACCAAUAUUAUUUAUAAAGCUUUAUAUGUACCAGUUGUUCAGAAGUCUGGCUUAUAUCCAUUCACAAGGUGUGUGUCACCGCGACAUCAAACCACAGAAUCUGUUACUCGACCCGGAAUCAGGAGUUCUUAAAUUGUGUGAUUUUGGAAGUGCUAAAGUGUUAGUACGCGGUGAACCCAACGUGUCUUACAUUUGUUCAAGAUACUACAGAGCUCCAGAACUUAUAUUUGGUGCUACAGAUUAUACCUCCCAAAUAGAUGUCUGGUCAGCAGGCUGUGUGCUAGCUGAGUUACUGUUAGGACAGCCGAUAUUCCCAGGAGACAGCGGGGUCGACCAGUUGGUGGAGAUAAUCAAAGUUCUCGGGACGCCAUCUCGUGAGCAGAUCAAAGAGAUGAACCCUAAUUACCAGGAAUUCAAAUUCCCGCAGAUAAAAGCACAUCCAUGGGCUAAGGUAGGGGUGUUCCGGCCACGGACCCCGCAGGAAGCGAUCAACCUCGUUGGACGGUUACUCGAGUACACUCCUUCAUCCAGGAUCUCGCCACUAGAAGCUUGCGCACACAACUUCUUUGACGAGUUACGGGACCCAAACACGAGGUUACCCAAUGGGCGAGAACUGCCACCUUUAUUCAACUUCACUGAGCGUGAAUUGUCAAUCGAGCCAUCGUUAAAUACAAUUCUCGUACCACAUCACGUACGUGGUCAGGAUUCAUCGCAAACAUCAGCGACUCCUAUUGCCAAUGACACAGCGCCAUCUAGUGACAGUACAGGUGGCGCCACCGCAGCAAGUGGCACAGCAUGAAGCAACGAUGUCACUACGUUGAAACGAUUAGCCGAUCAUCCCCACGAACCUACGCAGUACUCAAAUGGUAUUCUCUCGUUGUCUGACUCAACAUUACUAGGAUACACAUGUGGAAUUUCGGCCGAGAUUCAGACAAUUUUGAUGUCAACUGCUGUAGGGUUGAUCUGGGGAAUAUUUGCCGCAGAAUGGUUCAUUUAUGAACGAAUGAUGGCACAUUGCCAAAGGAAGCUUGGUUACUAUGGUUAUUGUUACCAUGGUUGGCAUGGUCACCGUGCGUUUGUGGUCUGUCGAUGCGUGUGCAUGUGGUACUGGAGAUCAAGUGGUAUACUGUAUAUAGCUGUGAUAUGUAGUACUGAAGGAGGAAUAUAGGGGGCAUGGUGAUAAACAGUCGUGUGCUGUUGUGUUGCAGCCUUGGCGCGUGGGAAUCUCGCCACGUCGUCGGCUGGGUUCAGGGUAUCCAUUAAGAUCCAGGAAUUUGCAUUUUGUCAUCGUGAAUGUUCAUAUUUUCUAGAUCCAAAUGCUCGUUGCCCGUCGCCAUGGCUACAGGCAGCACCGCAUCACUUGUGCUCAACGUCAUUCUUCAUGCGUCAGAAAUCAUCUAAAAACACGUUUAUAAAUAGUGCACCAUUUUCAUUAAAUUAUUUGUGUGUUUGACGUUUGCAACUGUAGGUGGCGUUGUGAAUAAUCGAAACUGUUAUAAGUUGUGGAAUAAUUCCACAAGGUCUAAUCUGAGAUUAUAAAAUCUCUGUAACUAACAGAGAUAACUGCUUAAUCUAUUAAUCUUUUAAUCCCUUGUAAUAUAAACCCAACGGUCUGCGUCGGUGGAAGCUGGUGCUAUGACAUGAUAGUAGGAGGCGCUGCGCCCGGCCACCGACAUGACCCGUCCUCUCUACAAUGUCACAUACCCACCUGCCUCAAAGGAAAACUCUUCUAAGUUGCUGUGCAGCCUUAACAACAAUGAAAACAGUAGACCUCGCUUGGUAAAAUGGCUUACAGCUCUCCCAAGAAAUAGCUUGAACUGCUAGAGUAGAAUUGUUUUAUAAAUCCCUCUGCUAUUUUGGUAGUUAUGUGUACAUUUGCUGAGAAAGUAGUGUUUUCGUUUGGAAAACUUAAAACAUGGCUCAGGGAAAUGAAGCCAGAAGUCCCCUGAGUGGGCAAUACUGCCAGAAAACCUCAAAUAAAACCAGAAGAAACCUAAUACUCGCUUGAACUGGGUCUGAUGCAAUGAAAAGCAUUCCAUUUCGGCCUCAAAUUCCAAAAAGUUUGAUAACUGUACCCCCACAUGCUCCAUUAGGGACCAGUAUAUUGCACCAUGUGCUGCCUACCCUCAGCCCCAACAAGGAAUCAUUUAACUCUAUUUAGAUCUCAUAAUCUUGGCUUAAAAUAUUGCCUUGUUGAAGUUUCUCCCAAAUGAUCAUCAUCACCCAUUGACACGCAGUCAUUUCGCCGGAAUCUAAUUCUACCUCUACGUAUUAGAGUCAUCACAUUAUCAUAUUGUUUUGAUCAUGUGAGACUACACGCUGAAUGUUCCAACUGCAAUAGCCCAGGACACAGAAGCUUUCCAGCCAUAAGUUUGUAAGGGUCCGUCCGUUCUGGUAUUUACGCACAAUCACGGGACCUUUGACACCUCGGAGAUGUCUGCGCCACUAAAACACAGUUGGUUAAAUUAGCGUGUGCUACUUUUGCUGUCAAUGUUGAGGGGCUUUCAACAUCAUCUAUGUAGCCAGAUGUGCUCUGUGUGAAUGGUAUUGGACUGGGGUAAAAACAUCUUGUAUCUGUUGGUUGGAACUGGGAAAGUAGUUCUGUGCAAUAAAUCACGCCAUCACAAGUCUGAUCUAGAACCUGGAAUGUUGUUCGUCGACGUUUGAAAGAAAACGCCGGCCUCUCCUCCAUCCUCACAGUUAUAGCAGUAUACGGCUUGACCGCCCACCGACCUCUUGUUUAAUAUUGUAUGUAAUGAUUAUCUGAUAGUCUAAAAGAGGGCGUCCUCCUCUGUGAGUGACUAAUGCAGUAGCGUUGCAAUAUGUUACUGGAUGUUCUCAAGAAUUCAUCAUUUUCAUUUAGUAAGUUUCAAUGCGAUAAAUUGUUGAUGAGUUUGUUCAAACUUUUAUCAGAAUAACUGUAAACUUCAUCGUUGCAGAAAAUAGCAUUGUUACAGUGAAGAGACCUUCAAACUCUGAAACGCCCCCUAUAGUGGAAUCUUUUAACUAUUGAUUGUAAAUAAGUGUUGCCUUUUAACUUGUAGUGUCGUAGAGCAACUUCCUCGGAUAUACUUGGAUAUGUCAAUAUCUCGUCGAGCGACCAUUUUGUCUCGUAAACUACCCGUCCCCGGGGAUUUUAGCGUCGCUCGAUUUUUAAAAACAUUGGCGUCUGCUUCGGUUAAUCUUAGGUAUCGGGAUGACUGCAGCACCUAUCACCCCUUGAUAGUUGGAAUGAGUCCAACCACUCUAAUGCAUUUCUGUUCAUUGGGUUGGUUCAUUUUGGCAGUCCAGGGAGGUGAUGGGUGUAAUUAUGAUCUCUGAUCAGCUUUGUGUCACAAAGACAGACAACAGGGAAAGUUUCAAGGAAUUUCAGAACUCGGUGUUUCCCUCCUAAACUGAUUUCUAAACUUGACAAUUGCCUCUGAUUUCCCGAAGAUAUGUCAGCAUCAUCAGGUGGGCAAGAGACACACUGUUUCUUGCAGAACAUUUUAACUUACACUGUUUUUUAACUGUGCCAGAUGUGUUGGAGUGUGUUUGUGUGUGGAGCAUAUUUUCACGAAGAACUUGCCGUUUCAUCAACAUUCCUUUCACUUCAGUUUGAUUAUACAUCCAUUAAAUGGAUGUGUUGUUAUAUCUGGCGUUGCCACGGAAACCUCGUCAUUUCAUCUCGUCAUUACUUCAUCAUUAACUUAAACAAGUCUCGUCAAUAUCAAGUUCUUCGUGUAGAUAGUGCUGCAGUGCUGCCACCUUUGACAGCAGAAGGUGACAAUGUGAAUACAAGAGUAAAGUGUUGACAGUUAGAGUAACUCUGUUUCAUCCAUAUAUAGAUGACCUUUGACCUUAGAGUGUGUGUCCUGCUCACCAGGUGGCCUAUUGUUAUGUAUAGUAGAUUGUAUAUUAUGAAAUAUAUAGGUGGCGCUCUAAUCCCCCGGGAGACUGCAAAUCGUAAAAACAGUUUUAUUCUAUUAUCCUCCAUGAUUAUUGUACAUAGGUGAAUGAGUUGUUUUAUAACCGUUUCAUGGUACAACCUUUGCACCCCCACUUCCUUGAAUGGACUUGUCUAAUUAAUGCAAUAUUCAGUAUUCUGGGAAAGGACCUCGGAUACUGGGAUAGACUUGUCUAAUGCAUUAUUCAGGUGAGUCUAUUUUCAGCAGUGGGGGUGUGAUAUCAAUGAAUUGAAAAGGAUUCCUGGUCAGUUCACAUCAUGAGUAUGACCAUAUUUCAUUUUGAGUCCCAGUUGAUUAACUACAGGAGUCCUCUUGAAUUCUCUUUCUGGUCAAUAAGUGAAUAGUGGUGUCGGCUCAGGGGUGGGUUCUUUGCGUAGGUUGAGAGAAACUCCACCUCCUAUGAUCCAUUUGCAAUUUUUAGAACUGACCAGAAUAAUGUGUCUGUAUUUAAAGGUUCCCACUUUGAUAAGAUUCAAAGAUCAUCCUAAAUCAUCUAUGAUUUUAAGGGCAGUCUUGAGUCAUUGGUUAUUUUAAAAACGGUCCAGGUUUUCUUUUACCAUGUGCUUUACCACGUCUGAGAUCUGUUCUUACUGUUAUAGAUAACGUAGCCCAUCUCGGCGCUAGUGAAGCAGAGAUGUUUUGCUCUUCUUUAUUAAAUCUGUCUGAUUUUAGAAUGGAUCCUCAUGUCGUCCUGAUUUCAUGAAUGGAGUACCUUCGGUGGUGAGGUCCACUUGAGUACACGUGUGUGUGUCUCGCGUAACUUUUUUGUUGUUAACUUUGUUUGAUGGUUUAUUUUAGAUGGGUUUUACUCGGAUUUUAACGUUUGAGUUCUGCUCCGUUUGAUUUGGAAAUGAAAUGAAGUUGUGUAUGAAAUGCUAUGGACAGUCUUGUUCAAAAGGAAAUGUGGUCGAUUUUAGUUCAAAGCUUUUAAAAUGUUCAAUGCAUUCUUAUGAUAUUGUGAGAUGUUAAUGAGUGGAGAGGAAUGGCUUGUCUCCACAUAAGUGAUUUAGAGAGCAUUUCACACUCUCUUUGUCUUAUGUGGAGAUUGGCCCUAAACAAAUGCAUGAAUGUUUGCAGGUUGAUUCAGUUGACAGGAGUUUAAUUCUGAACAGGGCUGUACUCACAUAAUGUGUAUGUAUGAUAUAUCAAAUUUUUUGUUAACCAUGAAACUUGAGGGAGCAAGUGUGUGGGUUAGGGUUAGGAACUGAACUGGUCAUGAUGCUCUAAAAGACACUAUGAAAGCUGAUAGGGUGCUGUCGGAUACUGAGAGGCACAUUUGAAAGACUGAUUCUUUACCUUGGACUGAUCAACAGUCCGCUGUCAGGUUCUGUCGGAUGAUUCAGCUGGGUGCAGGGCCAUGGAUCUGCCUUCACCCAGGACAUCUUAGGGGUUAUUGUAUAACUCCUGGGUUCAGUCUUAAAAGGGUCAACACAACAUGAUGUCCGAGUCCCUCUCUGAAUCAGGUCAUUGUCAUAUAUCUGUUGCCCUUCUGUACAUACAUUAAUCAGUGAUUUCGUUGUAGUAAAACAUUUAUGAUUUCUGUCUAAUAAUUUAGAGGGGGGUCAGGUGUUGUGGUACCAUCUUCGUACAUGGAUUUGGCCGAGGCGCGCCCAUUCGGAAACAUGGCCAAGUCUCUGAAAGGGAUAACAUAUGCAGACUCAUUUAGAAGUCUUUUUGUGUAAAGACUCACUGUUUUGUUCAGAUUUAGAGACUUGACUUCUCCCUGAAGCUGGGUCAGGUUGAUUUUUCAUGCACGUUCUGUCCACAUAUAUAAUAUAUAUGGCCAAGUAUAGAUCUAUACUUGAUGUCACAAUAUAUGGCCAAGUAUAGAUCUAUACUUGAUGUCACAAAGGGAAACAAAUUGCUUUGGGUCGUCGGCAUACAUAUCUUUGGAACUCCCUGCUUUGAGGCACCUCGCAGUCCCCCCCCCGCACAUUGUGUGCCUGGUAGUCCAUGUAUAUACAUGACUUCUGACAUUACAAUACCCAUACAACCAUUUCAGGGUUGACCUGCUUUGACAUCAACGUGCUAUGGUGACAAAGCCGGUCGGUUCCACAUGGCAAUAUUGAUGUCUCUCAGCCAUUCUCUAUAACUCUCAUCCCCUCGUCACUGUAAACUUCUUUGAGUUGGCUCCCGUGUAUAAGCAUUGUACAUUUUACAUAAUACUUAAUAAAUGUUUCUAGAAGUAUCAAA
This is a messenger RNA of Lineus longissimus, 6947 nucleotides long. RefSeq names its product glycogen synthase kinase-3 beta-like. Gene Ontology annotation, molecular function: protein serine/threonine kinase activity; ATP binding. Bases 332 to 1606 code for a protein of 424 amino acids. NCBI's taxonomy places the organism in Eukaryota, Metazoa, Nemertea, Pilidiophora, Heteronemertea, Lineidae. Gene Ontology annotation, biological process: protein phosphorylation; signal transduction; negative regulation of canonical Wnt signaling pathway. The transcript is spliced from 10 exons. The record is from RefSeq and is a predicted model, not a curated record. Gene Ontology annotation, cellular component: axon; cytosol; cytoplasm.